Molecule: messenger RNA, 1276 nt
Organism: Truncatella angustata
Lineage: Eukaryota; Fungi; Ascomycota; Sordariomycetes; Amphisphaeriales; Sporocadaceae
Exons: 1
Coding region: 219-1181 (320 amino acids)
Biological process (GO): heme oxidation
Molecular function (GO): heme oxygenase (decyclizing) activity
Source: RefSeq, a predicted model, not a curated record
ACUGCGACGUGAUUCCGUCAUUGUCGCUUUGCAUCACCUCAGUUUCACAAGUCAGCUUUUAAUGUCACCCAAGGACGUCCUGGUCUCGCAUCCCUCAGUAUCGUCGAUCUCAACUCCGCCAAUACACCUAUGAGCCUAAUGAUUUUUGAGUUUCGAAACAACAACUUUACAUCAUCAUACGUCACAAGAUUUCUCACCCUUCUCGCAUUUCCCGGAAGAUGCCCUUGAAAGCGGAGGAAACAGCACGCUCUCUCGGAGACUCGAUCAAUACGGCGACGAGAUCCGUUCACACGAAACUUAAUAAACUCAUCGUUGCCCGCCUGCCACUGGCUAUCCCGCCACAGGCUCAGGACCCUUCGAAUUAUGUCUCCGGUCUUCUUCACAUCACCCCUAUCUACAACACUUUCGAGUCAUUAUGGCAAGACAUCCUGAAAGCGCCAGUCUCGAAAUCAGAAGGGAGUGGCACCGUGUCGGAUGGCCACUCGUGUGAGGGUUAUAAGCCAUCCUCGGCUGUCCACCACGUACCCAAUGGACUGGAUGCUCCACAUGGCCCAGUGGUUUGCUCGAGAGUACAGUCCCUCCUCGAUCAUUUGCACACGACCGACUUGGAGCGGACCGAAUCCUUGAAGCAAGACAUUGCGUCGAUGUCAGGAUGGUCGCCAGAAUUACUGGAGCAGCAACUCGGCUCCGCCGCCGAGUCACCUUUCCUCUCAGCCUUUGUCGAGCAUAUACGGCGGGCUGUACAAGAACGCCCACAUGUUCUUCUGGCCUACGCCUGGGUUCUGUACAUGGCCCUCUUCAGUGGCGGCCGCUUCAUCAGAGCCUCCCUGUCUAGAGUCGAUCUAAGCUUCUGGUAUGCCAUUUCCAUGGUAUCUGGCGCUCGUAGAGAAUCCGUUAUGAUACCUCUUCAAUUCUUCACAUUCACCUCGCCCAACGAUGGCGAUGACAUCAAGCUGGCGUUCAAGAAGCGCUUGGCUGAGUCGGAAAUGCUUCUGACCAGAGAGGAGCAGGACGACGUCAUCACCGAGGCGCAGCGCAUCUUUGAGUUCAUGAUCGAGGUUGUCGGUGAGCUUGACGAAAUCUGUGGGAUGGAUGACGUCGAGAUCAAAGAAGACCAGGAAGAGGGGAUCAUGUGGCGCAUGAGUAGAUUGCUGGGCUUGAGGACGAGGGAUAGUCAGUAGCGCUUCCAGACUCUCCACCAGUCCCUCUCGCAAUGUUGUUUCACUACCUGCGUGAUCUGCCCUUCUUGCCCAGCUCCUCUUCAGUCUAGAGAUGA